Paramecium octaurelia is the source of this 600-nucleotide messenger RNA. Lineage: Eukaryota; Ciliophora; Oligohymenophorea; Peniculida; Parameciidae. The record is from the annotation of a GenBank genome assembly.
AUGCUUUCAUUUGCGAUUUAUUUUAUUAAAGAUAAGUAAUACAUGCUCAAGGCAGCAAGAAUCAUCCAAAGGAACAAGAAGAUGUCCUUUUUUCCUAAAUUUUGCUAGAAUAAAUAAUUAUCUUUGUCUUAUGAAAAAUAUAUCAAACAACGAACAACUGUCAAAUAAAUCAUUAUUUUUAAUAGAAGUUUACUCAUCCAUUUAGUUAAAACUUUCAUUUAAGUAAAGAAUAAUCAUUCAAGUCACUUUUCCAUGUCCUCUUAAUUAUAUAUCAGAUUUUUAUCUUACUUCAAUGCAAUAAAAAUAAUUAUCAAUUUGAACUGUAAUAAGAAAGAAUAUAGUAAAAUCCAAAAGGACUAUACAGAAAUCACCAUAUAAAUUAAAUAAACUCUUAUUUUUGAUGAAUAAAUGUGUGAUUAAAUAAAAUAUUAUUUUUCUCAAUUUCUUUUAACUCUAGAUUUUUAUUUAACUAUAUAUUUCUAAAUAUUGCAAUUUGAUUAAGUUACAACUCAAAAGUUGAUUAUUUCUGAGCAUAUUUUUAAUGUAAUCAAAUAAAUCAGUAACUUGAAUAUGAAAAUUAAAAAUAUUUCUAAUAUAUGA